Andrographis paniculata is the source of this 702-nucleotide messenger RNA. RefSeq lists its product as uncharacterized. NCBI's taxonomy places the organism in Eukaryota, Viridiplantae, Streptophyta, Magnoliopsida, Lamiales, Acanthaceae. The transcript is spliced from 2 exons. The record is from RefSeq and is a predicted model, not a curated record. Bases 1 to 702 code for a protein of 233 amino acids.
AUGGGCUUGGAAAAUACCAUUGUCCGGGAUAAAAAUUCUCUGAGCCAAGAUCGUGCAAAGGCCAUGAUCUUUUUGUGCCAUCACAUCGAUGAAGCACUGCAAAUGCAGUAUGUCACGCUGGAAUCCUCACUUGAAUUGUGGGAGAAAUUGAAAGAAAGAUAUGAUCAUUUGAGACUAACAUUGUUGCCAAGGUUGCGCCAUUGUGGCGAAAAUAUAUCUGAGUCUGAUAUGAUGGAGAAAACUUUCUCCACUUUUCAUGCCUCUAACAUGGUUUUGCAGCAGCAGUAUUGCGAAAGAGGCUUCCAGAAAUAUUCUGAGCUGAUCACCUGUCUUUUGCUGGCCGAACAAAAUAAUGAAUUGCUGUUGAAAAAUCACGAAUCUCGGCCGAUAGGUACAAAUCCAUUUCCAGAGGUAAAUACAAUACAACCGGCAAAUCCGGUGCGUGGCCGUGGGCAGGUCAGAAAUCAAAGAAUUGAUCGCGAUCGAAAUCAGAAUCGCGGACGGGGCCGGAAAAACGCAUACAGUCACAAUAAAUAUCAAAACAGACCCCGAUAUGUGCCAAAUCGGCAUUAUAAUGACAGAAGGCCGUACAGACCUCAACAGAGGUUCAACACCAAGAGAAACAGAAACAAUGACGAGAAAUGCACCCGAUGUGGAAUCAAAGCCAUUGGGCCCAUGUUUGUCACACAACCAGUCACUUGA